Dicentrarchus labrax (European seabass) is the source of this 1879-nucleotide messenger RNA. RefSeq names its product cholesterol 25-hydroxylase like 1, tandem duplicate 1 (gene ch25hl1.1). The record is from RefSeq and is a predicted model, not a curated record. Gene Ontology annotation, molecular function: iron ion binding; C-4 methylsterol oxidase activity; steroid hydroxylase activity. The transcript has a single exon. Bases 498 to 1520 code for a protein of 340 amino acids. Gene Ontology annotation, biological process: cholesterol metabolic process; sterol biosynthetic process. Lineage: Eukaryota; Metazoa; Chordata; Actinopteri; Moronidae.
UAAUCCUUUUAUAUCAGAGAAGUGCAAUACUGCUUUGAAUUAUCGAUGGACUAAUUAAGCAUCAGCUCAUGAUAUUCAUAUUUUAUGGACAACUUUGGAGUUACAAACAGCAUUCUAAUAAUUUCCUCCAAGUUGUACUGACACACCAUUAUAUGCCAUGUGAACAAUUCAUCAUCAAAAACACCAAGAUAAGCAGUUUUGUGGUUAAAUUUAAGAUUUUGAGAAAUAUCCAUAAAACCAAUUUAGGGUACAUUCUGCAAUUCACUUUCACUUCACUUUUACAAGAAAAACUUGUCUGACAGUGGGAAUGAUGGCUUAGAGCUUCAUAACAGUGCUGAAUAACCACAUGUUAUUUGUUCUGCCAGCUGUAAUACUGAGCAUAUUCAUCCUGCCUACACCAACUGCCACUGGAUGUUCCUACUCUAUAUGAGGUAUUAAAAAAUGCUGACCCUUGUACUGGUCGAGUCUAAACCUUAUCAAUUAAUUAUGUCUAAUAAAUGUUCUUGAAUGGUUCUGCUAAUCUUCUUUGUGAAGGUCUGCUUGUCCACAUUGAGCUCCUGGGGGGGAAAAGCUGCUGGACUUUUGAGAGAACAAAAUGUUCUGUGGAACUCCACUAUAUAAAGGCAGAACUUCUUCUUGAUCCUGAGACUUAUAGCAGCAGCAGCCUUCAGUGGCACAACAGCAAGAUGUUGAACAUCAGCAACCUGCCUCUGCAGCUCCUGCCCUCCAGGCACUCAGACCGUCUACUGCAGCCAUUCUGGGAUUAUUUGCUUUUUCACCACCUUCCUCUCAUCUCAUCUCCCUUUUUCCCAGUCCUACUUGCUUUCUCCAGCUAUUUUUUCUUCAGUAUACCUUUUGCAGCACUGGACCUUUUGGGAGAAAGAGUGCCUUUAUUUUAUCAGUACAAGAUCCAACCAGACAGGCAGCCAACAUUGGGGAUGAUGGCUAAGAGCUUCAUGACAGCGCUGUAUAACCACAUAUUCUUUGUUCUCCCAGCUGUAAUAAUGAGCGUAUUCAUCCUGCCUACACCAACACUGCCACAGGAUGCUCCUACUCUAUAUGAGGUAUUCACUGGCAGUCUGGCUGUGCUUCUCCUCUUUGACACUCAGUACUAUAUUUGGCAUUUCAUACAUCACAAGCACCCACAGCUUUACCGGUGGAUCCAUGCAAUCCACCAUCAAUACAUGGCACCUUUCUCUUGGUUUGCCGAGAACUUAAGUGUCCUAGAGUUGAUGACUGUUGGAUUCUUGAGCAACCAGGACCCAGUUCAUUUAAAGUGCCACCCACUGACUUCUUGGUGCAUCACAAUUGUUAGUAUCUGGAUGUCUGUGGAGGACCACAUAGGCUAUGACCUUCCAUGGACCCUAAACCACCUGGUGCCUUUUGGUCUGCUAGGCGGUGCACCGGCUCAUGACAUGCACCACCAGAAGCCAAACAGCAACUACGCUCCUUUCUUCAGCCACUGGGACAAAAUCUUUGGAACUGCCGUUCCUCUGGAGAAAAAGACUAUGAGAAAAUAAUAACAAGUGUCACAAUUAUUUGUCUUUCCUUUUGUGAAAUGCAUUAUUUUGUCUUUGUGAGGCUGCUUUCUCAAUGGACUCACUUUCUGUACUACAAUAGUUUUAGUAUUUUUUAGGUAUUUUCAUUCAAUAAAACCAUCUUGUUUACAAACAUUCUCUCAUUAUUGUUUCUAUUGGUGUUAUACAGAAUAAGUUAUAAAUAUUGACACAAUCAAUACAUUAUUCUCCAUGCAUGUCAUGUGUGCAUAAUCACACUUCAUUCAUGUCAUUCGAGUGAAGUAAUUACCGUAACAACUUCCUGUGCUUCUUUUCCUCACAAUCUUGUUAUAUAACACAAACUCGGGCAUUACUCAGCAGUA